AUGGUUGCAGAAAAUCCAUACUUAAGAAUGGUGACUAGAACGGUUGAUCUUCGGUCUGACACAGUCACCAAACCAACUGAAGCAAUGAGGGUUGCUAUGGCAAAUGCUGAGGUUGAUGAUGAUGUUUUGGGUUAUGACCCAAGUGCUUUACGGUUAGAGACUGAAAUGGCGAAAAUCUUGGGCAAGGAGGCAGCUCUGUUUGUUCCAUCAGGCACCAUGGGUAACCUUAUUAGCGUGCUUGUGCAUUGUAACAUUAGGGGAAGUGAGGUAAUACUUGGAAAUAAUUCUCAUAUCCAUAUUUAUGAGAAUGGAGGCAUCUCAACAAUCGGAGGCGUCCAUCCUCGAACUGUGAAGAAUAAUGAGGAUGGAACGAUGGAUAUUGAUUUAAUUGAAGCUGCAAUUAGAGAUCCAAGAGGGGAGAUUGUGUAUCCAACUACCAGGCUUAUCUGUUUGGAGAAUUCACAAGCCAACUGCGGUGGUAGAUGCUUGUCUGUAGAAUAUACUGACAGAGUUGGAGAAUUAGCUAAAAAGCAUGGUUUGAAGAUUCACAUUGAUGGGGCUCGCAUUUUUAAUGCAUCAGUUGCACUUGGAGUUCCAGUUAGUAGGCUUGUACAGGCUGCGGAUUCAGUUUCGGUGUGUCUAUCAAAAGGUUUAGGUGCACCAGUCGGCUCUGUCAUUGUUGGUUCCAAAAGCUUUAUUGCAAAGGCUAGAAUCCUCAGGAAAACCUUAGGAGGGGGAAUGAGACAAGUCGGUAUCCUUUGUGCUGCUGCUUUAGUUGCUGUACAAGAAAAUGUUGCAAAGCUUGAGGAUGAUCACAAGAAAGCUAAGAUGCUAGCAGAGGGGCUGAAUCAAAUUAAAGGACUAAGGGUGAAUGUUGCUGCAGUGGAAACCAAUAUUAUAUUUUUCGACGUGGUAGAGGGAGCAAAACUCACUGCAGAAAAGCUAUGCAAGAACUUGGAACAGCAUGGUGUACUUUUAAUGCAAGAGAGUCCAAUCAGCAUAAGGGUUGUUCUUCACCACCAAAUUUCAGCAAGCGAUGUGCAGUAUACACUCUCAUGCUUUAAGAAAGCUUUGAUUGGGGUGCAAGAAGAAAAUGGCUUCUAA
Dovyalis caffra is the source of this 1104-nucleotide messenger RNA. Lineage: Eukaryota; Viridiplantae; Streptophyta; Magnoliopsida; Malpighiales; Salicaceae. The record is from the annotation of a GenBank genome assembly.